This is a messenger RNA of Pediculus humanus corporis (human body louse), 2199 nucleotides long. Its product is annotated as protein vav, putative. The record is from RefSeq and is a predicted model, not a curated record. Gene Ontology annotation, biological process: regulation of GTPase activity; cell migration. Gene Ontology annotation, cellular component: cytoplasm. NCBI's taxonomy places the organism in Eukaryota, Metazoa, Arthropoda, Insecta, Psocodea, Pediculidae. The transcript is spliced from 15 exons. Gene Ontology annotation, molecular function: protein binding; guanyl-nucleotide exchange factor activity. The coding region runs from base 1 to 2199 and encodes 732 amino acids.
AUGUGUGCUAGAAUUGAGCCUUGGCGUGAAUGCGCCGAUUGGUUAACACGUUGUGGAAUUUUAAGAAGUGAUCAUAUAGCAAACGGUGCAGAAGCCAAAGCUCGUGAUUUAGCUGUUACUCUAAGAGACGGUGUUAUUUUAUGUAAUUUACUGAAUGAUAUUGAGCCGGGGUGUAUUGAUACAAAAGAUGUUAGUCAGAAACCUCGGUUAUCACAGGUAUUUAGGGUUACAACUUUCUUUUUUCUGCAAACUUCACAUGACACAUUCGGUCUUAAAGAAAGUGAUUUAUUCGAUCCAGUUGUUUUGUUUGAUCUCACUGAUUUUGUGAAGGUUUUACAAACUUUAUCAAAACUCUCCCUCUCUCCUAAGUUUAAAAAAAAGAAUAUUAGUGGUUUUUCAUUAAUAAAACACAGAUCAUCUCAUGAUGAAUUAUAUAAGGACUUGAUACAUUCUAAUGUAUUGCGUGCUGAAGAUGCAGAAUAUAGCAGUCAUCAUGUUAAUAUGCGAAAUGAAGAAAUUUACCAUGAUUUGUGCUCGAUUAAUAGAAUAUCAUUACAACAGAUACCAUCAGCGUUACCUGCCAGUUUAGAAAAACGAGAUUAUGUUAUUAACGAACUAAUCGAAACCGAAAGAAAUUAUUUGGACGUUUUAGGAGGUUUGCAACGAAGUUUUAUGCGUCCUCUAGCAUCCAUUAUUAGAGAAGAAGAUUUUAAAAUAAUUUUUGCUCAUAUUAAGGAAUUGUAUGAAAUCCACGGCGUGUUUUUGACUCAACUUAGAAAAGCUGCUUCCCCUCAUGGGAAAAUUCGUUUAAGUGAAGUUUUUUUAAGCUUCAGGGAAAAGUUUUUAAUUUAUGGAGAUUACAUAGCCAAUUUAACGAAUGCGCAAAAUCUUAUUCAGGAUUUAUGCGGAAGAAGUGAAAUGAUAAAUAAUGAAGUCGAGAAUUGUCAGCAAGAAGCAAAUAAUGGAAAAUUUAAAUUAAGAGAUAUUUUAUCUGUACCAAUGCAACGAAUAUUGAAAUAUCAUUUAUUGUUGGAUAAGUUAGUUAGUGAAACGCAAAUGAAUCAUGAAGAUUACAGAGGAUUAGAGAGAGCUAAAGAAGCCAUGGUUGAUGUUGCUCAAUACAUUAAUGAAGUCAAAAGAGACAGCGAUGCUUUAGCUAUUCUUGCCUACAUUGAACAAAGCAUUUCGGACUGGCAUAUGCCACCGGAUUUUACAUUAAAAGACUACGGUCGAUUAAUUUUAGACGGGGAAUUAAGAAUUAAAGCUCACAAUGAUCAAAAACAAAAAGUCCGAUAUGUUUUUGUGUUUGAUCGCGUGAUGGUCAUGUGCAAAGCAUUGAAGACAAUUUUGGGCGAUCAAUACUGUUAUAGAGAAUCUCUUAGGUUAGAUGAAUAUAAAAUACAAGAUAUUGAAAAAAAAAUUUUAACAAGGGAUGCAAGGUGGAGUUAUCAAUGGUAUUUAGUUCACAGAGCGGAACUUACUGCUUACACUUGUUACUCUCGCACUGAAGAAUUUAAAAAGAAAUUCAUGAAUGCUAUAUCUGAAGCUCUAGACAACAUCGAACCUUCCGUUUGCCGAAACACGGAACAUAAUUUUAAAAUGUUUACGUUUGAAUCUCCGACCACGUGCAGUCACUGCAGUAAAUUUUUAAAAGGGAAAAUCUAUCAGGGAUACCAGUGUGAAAAAUGUCACAUUAAUUGUCAUAAAAUAUGCAUUCCGUACUGCGGCCGUUGCGGAUCCACAAAAGUACCUCAACUUCCUCCUCCUCGUUUACAUUUUAACGAGUUGAAAGAUUGUUUGUGGUUCGUGGGCGAAAUGGGAAGGAAAACUGCAACGAGCCUUUUAGAAAACGAAAUGGAUGGCACGUACCUGUUAAGGAUUCGGCCUCAACGUCCAACAAAUCCGUCGGAAACAAUAUACGCCAUAAGUUUAAAAACUAAUGAAAAAGUUAAACACAUGAAGGUUUACGAAGAAAAUGUCGAAGGAACUCUAUCGUAUUAUUUAUCACUGUCUCGUUUUUUCAAAUCCAUCAUCGAAUUAAUAACUUAUUAUCAGCACGUUAGUUUAGAAGAGAAUUUCGUCGGAUUGGACGUAAAGUUACAAUGGCCCUUUUCAAAAAAUUUAACGUUUACAAAUGAAAUGGAUUUUAGUACGGCCGAAUCGAAUCGAUUACUUCCAAGAGCGGAUUGUAGGGUUUAG